UAUUUAUCUCUUUUAAACUUGUCAAGUUUUCGUCAAGUUCUCUAAAAAACGCGAACUUGAACUAUACAAGUCGGCUUGCCAACAGCCUUGAACAGCCGACUAAAAGUAUUUUGACUUUUAGUGUUAAUUGCUUUAAAGAUUAAUUAAAUGAAAUAUUUUUUUGUAUAUGGAUUAAUUGUGAUAUAUUUAAACGCAUGGUUGGUGAAAAUAUAUAUGUAAUAUUUUAUUACAUUAUUGUAAAUGUAAAAACGAAAAAAAUAUGGGUAAAUUGAAUAAUUCCUUCUUAUGGGGGAUAAUUUUUGCUUCUGCGACAUGGAGUAUAUCUUUAUAUUUAUAUUGGUUGCUCAAUAUGAGUGGUGAAAAUAUUGUUAAUAAUACACAGGACAGGUUUCAUUACCGUCUCGUUAACAAUGAAGAGAAGGCUCGAAUAAAAAACAAUGAUAAAUCUAUUGCAGCUUUGGAGGGUAAGAAUUUAUUGUACGACAGUCCUAAAGUAAACAACAUUAAUUAUAUGGAUAAAAAGUGGAAAAAUCACAAAGAAAUGUCCGAUUAUUACAAGAGGAAAGUAAUGUUGAGGGAUAAAAUGUCAAAACUUGGAUUGAAAGAAUUAUCUAAACCAGAUAAAAGCUUAGAAAGUCAGUUUGGGUUGAUACACAAUGCAGAAGACGUUCAAAUCCGUGAAAAAGGUUACAACCUGCAUGCAUUUAACACUCUUAUUUCACAAAGAAUUGGAAAUCAUCGAGGAAUACCUGAUACAAGAAAUAAAUUAUGCCGAAAGCAAAAAUUUCCUCCAAAAUUACCAAAAGCGUCAAUCAUCAUAUGCUUUUACAAUGAACAUUUUGAAACACUUAUGAGGUCAGUCCAUUCUAUUUUGGAUCGCACCGAAAUGAGGCUCCUUAAGGAAAUUAUAUUAGUUGAUGAUUAUAGUGACAUAGAAGGUUUACACGAUGAUGUGAAUAAAGCAGUUAAUGAAUUAAAUAAUAAGGUAAAGAUGGAGCUGGAAAUGUUGGAAACAAAUAAUAUUGAUGGCGAGAGUAUGAUUGAUUAUAUUAAUGAUGACAAUAACGUUUUGAAUGUGAAGAAAACUACAGACUCAAAUAAAAAGUUAAAAGGUUUAAAUAUAAGGUUAUUAAAAACCAGUAAAAGGGAAGGUCUUAUACGAGCUAGGCUGUAUGGGGCUGAUAACAGUGUUGGUGAUGUUCUAGUAUUCUUAGAUUCACAUAUUGAAGUCAAUGUCGACUGGUUACCGCCUCUUUUAACGAGAUUAUCUGAAGGAGUAGAUGGUGUGAACGUGAGAUAUUCUCCUCGGGCUGUAACACCUGUUAUUGAUGUCAUUAAUGCUGAUACAUUUGAGUACACAUCGAGUCCACUGGUCAGAGGUGGUUUCAACUGGGGGCUACAUUUCAAAUGGGACAACCUGCCUAAAGGAACCUUGAAAAAUGAAAAGGACUUCUUGAAUCCAAUAAGAUCACCAACUAUGGCAGGCGGUUUGUUCGCUAUAUACAGGGAAUAUUUCAAUAACAUUGGCAAAUAUGAUCCUGGUAUGAAUAUUUGGGGAGGCGAAAAUUUGGAGAUAUCCUUUCGCAUAUGGAUGUGCGGUGGUAUAUUGGAGCUUAUACCGUGCAGUCGGGUCGGUCACGUGUUCCGUAAACGAAGGCCAUAUGGAUAUGGUGAGAAAGAGGAUAACAUGCUGAGAAAUUCGAUGCGUAUGGCUCGAGUCUGGAUGGAUGACUAUGUGAAUAAAGUAAUAGAAAAGAAUCCAUCUGCAGCGCAUGUGUCUAUAGGCGAUAUAUCUGACCGAAUUGCGUUACGUAAAAGCCUGGAAUGCAAAUCAUUUAAAUGGUACAUAGAAAACGUUUAUCCAGAAAUAGAACAAGGUGAAAAUACAGCAGCUAAGAAGAAAAUAGCGGCUUUGAAUGAUCCAGAAAAGAAUAAAUUCCAACCAUGGCAUUCGAGAAAACGCAAUUACACGGAUUCGUUUCAAAUCCGCAUGAAGAAUACAAGUCUAUGCAUGCAGAGCGCUAAAGAUAUAAAAAGCAAAGGUAGUGGAUUGAUACUCGCUAAUUGUAUCAGGACCUUGAACCAGAUGUGGUUUGAGACGGAUCGCAAUGAGUUAGUCCUAGGACGUUACUUGUGCCUCGACGCCGUUGGCAAUAUCUCACCUAUCAUCGGCAAGUGUCACGAGCUUGGGGGCACGCAGGAAUGGAAACACAAGGGGACGGCUGGCAGUCCAAUUUACAAUACGGCAGCUGGUAUGUGUCUCGGCGUGGAAAGAGCGGUAAGAAGCGAACCCGUGCUCUUAGUCAUAUGUGACAGCCAACCAACGAACCAAUGGGAUUUCGUUCGAUCAUAAACAGUAACAUACAAAAAUAAGUAAAAAAAUAAAUUAGCCUUUAUUGCUGUUUACAA
Melitaea cinxia (Glanville fritillary) is the source of this 2409-nucleotide messenger RNA. It is a transcript of the gene Pgant35A, whose product is annotated as polypeptide N-acetylgalactosaminyltransferase 35A. The record is from RefSeq and is a predicted model, not a curated record. Gene Ontology annotation, molecular function: Notch binding. Bases 260 to 2353 code for a protein of 697 amino acids. Gene Ontology annotation, biological process: regulation of Notch signaling pathway. The transcript is spliced from 11 exons. Gene Ontology annotation, cellular component: Golgi apparatus. Lineage: Eukaryota; Metazoa; Arthropoda; Insecta; Lepidoptera; Nymphalidae.